This is a messenger RNA of Haemonchus placei, 900 nucleotides long. Lineage: Eukaryota; Metazoa; Nematoda; Chromadorea; Rhabditida; Trichostrongylidae. The record is from the annotation of a GenBank genome assembly.
AUGAUCGGACCAGGAUGUUUCUCGGUGGCGAUGGCUUUCAAGCAAGGCGGCCUAUGGAUUCUUCAACACUUCGAUGUUGGCACUAAUUUGACAAUCAAAGAGCUACUCCUGCUAUACACUAUUCCCACAAUAUUAAUCAACUUUGUACGUUCGAUACGUGCAGUGACGAUUGUUUGUACGAUUGGGAACAUCUUUAUUUUUGCAUCGAUAGCGCUGAUACUCGAAGAGCUAUUCACCUCCGAACAUCACUGGAAAGAACUCCCAUGGGUAACCAGCUUUGAUGGAGUUCUUCCAUUGGAGAACAAACUAAAGCAUCCUCAAGAUAUGCUUGGAUGGACAGGUGUACUUACUACAGGUAUGAGUCUCGUCACAAUCAUCUAUUCCUACUGUGGAUUCUACGGGUAUAUCACAUUUGGUAAUGCAGUACAGGGUAGUGUAACGCUGAACUUACCGGAUUCUACUGUAAAUGUUGUCGUCAAAUUCCUUCUGAUCUUUGUGGUAUUCUUUGGUAACGUCCUACAACUGUACGUCAUCAUUGAGAUGUUAUGGCCGAAAAUAAAAGAAAAGCUGGUGCUACGGGCGUAUCAAACUAUUACAAUAUCUCUACUCGAAUAUCUUUUCCGUAUCGGAGUCGUUUGUUUUGCAAUGCUAUGGGCUAUUGCCAUUCCGAAUCUCAACGAGAUUAUACCAUUUGUUGGUAUCACAGCAGGAAUGCUUUUAUCAUUGAUUAUCCCUUCAGUGAUCGAUGUGAUAGUAUUUUAUCCGGUUCGAUCCAAAUCUGACUCUGUGAUAAAGUUAAUAUGGUUCGUCAUGCAUAAUCUGUUUCUAUUUAUUGUUGGAUGCUUUUUCUUGGUAUCCGGACUGCAAGCGAAUAUUGUACAGCUUAUCAAUAAACAGUAA